This is a messenger RNA of Penicillium oxalicum, 1746 nucleotides long. Its product is annotated as CAIB/BAIF family enzyme. The transcript is spliced from 4 exons. Gene Ontology annotation, molecular function: catalytic activity. The coding region runs from base 1 to 1746 and encodes 581 amino acids. The record is from RefSeq and is a predicted model, not a curated record. Lineage: Eukaryota; Fungi; Ascomycota; Eurotiomycetes; Eurotiales; Aspergillaceae.
AUGACAAACAAGAACGCGAAGAAGGGCACGACAUAUUCGCCACUUCACGAGACUGGCCGAAUCUUCACUGAGCUUUGUCGGCAGUCGGACCGUUUAAACUUGCCGCCGCCAGUAUAUGAAAACCGAGAGUCCGUCUCAUUCUCGUCCAGCCACGAUGAGAUUUACUUUCCGAUUCCAUUCAAGGAAACGGAGACAUUGGCAGCCUUGAAAGGUAUCGAGGGCUCCGUGGCAGCCGCCAUCGCGGAUCUUCGGUUCGGACGCUGUGCUCAGCCGCGCCGCAUUCAAGUGAGCCUCGAGGGCGCAACUGCUUUUGGAUGUCAGGCUUACAUGGCCAAAAUUGACGGGUUGUCGAAAUUGGAUCCAAACGUCAAGUCGAAGCUCAAGGAUACCGACCUGUUGGCGGCUCAGUCGAACCAAUACCGCCGCAUGUCGGCGAAUUUAUACAAGACCAAGAUUCCCGGGGGAUACUAUCAUAUCCAUGGCUCGUUGGAGGCCACGACAACCCUGAACAUGAUCGGGCUGGAUGGGCAUCGACCGGACCUGACAAAUUACGAACAGAUUAUCGAGGUGAUUGAAGAGAGAGUGCAACAAUACACGGUUGCCGAGCUAGAAAAGAUGAACCGAGAAAGGCGGCAGGCUGGAGUACCAGCCCUGAAAUACGAAGAUUUCAUCAUGGCUCCACACGGUAAACGGAACGUCCAGGAGCCAGCGUGGAAAGUUCAAAAGUUGCCGGGAGAUUUACCGCCCACACCUUUUCCUAUCAAUGAGCCUGGCAGCAAGAGGAUCCUCGAAGGUAUCAAAGUUCUUGAAAUGUGUCGCAUUAUCGCCGGUCCUACUGUCACCCGGAUCUUGGCCGAGUAUGGUGCCGAUGUUCUGAAAAUUACGAGCCCAAAUCUAUCCGAUGUGCCGUUUUUCCAAGUAGAUGGCAAUAUGGGCAAGCAUGCUGCCGAUCUCGAUUUGAAAACCGCUGCUGGACGCCAGGAAUUCGAGAAGCUUCUGGCCGAUGUCGAUGUCAUUGUUGAUGGAUAUCGGCCCGGUGCUCUUGAGAAUCUGGGUUACGGACCCCAGGUUAUGGCUGCACUUGCGGAAAAGCGUGGAAAAGGCAUCGUCUACGUCAAUGAGAAUUGCUUCGGAUAUGAGGGCGAGUGGGCUGACCGGGCAGGAUGGCAGCAAAUUGCUGAUUGUGUCACAGGUAUUGCCUGGGCACAAGGCCAAUUCAUGGGUCUGAACAGUCCUGUAGUUCCACCAUUUCCUAUCUCUGACUAUGGAACGGGCUGCAUGGGAGCCAUCGCGGCGUUGUCGGGUCUAUAUCACCGCGCCAUGACCGGUGGAUCUUACCACGGCAAGGCCUCACUGAUGCACUACGACCUUUUACUAUUUGCCAUGGGACAAUAUUCGGAAGAGGUACAGGAGAAUCUGCGGGCUGCUCAACCAGCCGAGUUCUUUCAAUUGCGCCACUGUGACAGCGUGGAUCGCAUCUCGUCCACAGUACUCAAAGGGAUGCAAGCUAGAUUUCCGCAUUUGUAUGGACUCGUCGGGCCUCAUACAGUAGAUUCUCAGAGGGCCUUGACUGAGAGAUGGUUCUCCAAGGCAUACAAUGCAGAGAUCGAGGUGGUGCGUCCGGUUGCUGUUGUAGAGGAUGUUGAUAACCGGUUCGUGCGUGCGAGUCGUCCUAACGGUACAGAUCGAGCCUGCUGGGAAGAUUUUGCGGAGAACGAAGAUGGUGAUAAAAGGUUGUAUUCAUAG